GAGCUGCUCUCCAAAGCUUUAUCUCCAUGCCUCCGGAACUGUCGUCCGUCUGGGCUACCCUACAACAGCGAGGACAAAACAACUAUAUACAUUUACAUACUACUUUGUUUUAAUACCGCAACUUCCGAUCGCUCUGGCAUCAACCUAGGAGGUUAGAGUCGCUCUGGCAUCAACCUAGGAGGUUAGAGUCAAGUCGGCUUGACCAUCAGCGUCAUUAUCCACCUCAUUUAUACAGACGUUUUGAAGACAUACUUAUUGGUUGUUGCAGUGAAAUAAUGGCACCUUGACCUCGUCCAGUCCUAUUCAGUGUUUUGGAGAGAAAAAAAGGCAACGCACGUUUUGUUCGUCACCAGUGUCCCAUCAAUAGGAGAGAGAGAGAGAGAGAGAGAGAGAGAGCGGUGAGAUUCAGCGCUGACUUGGUGGAUGUGUUAAAGCAUGAAUAACAUGGGACCUCCGAUGAGGCAAGCCAAUGGGGUGGCCAGAUCUGACAGCAAGAUGGGCGCCAAGGCUCUAUACGAGCAACGGAAGAUAUACUCCAAUGUCAUAAUGCAGGAGACGUCUCAGUAUCAUGUGGAGCACCUGUCCACCUUCAUGAUGGACAAGACAGAGUCCAUUGCCACAGUGGACGAUGCCAUUAAGAAGCUGGUGCUGCUGGACUCUAAAGAGAAGAUCUGGACCCAGGAGAUGUUGCUUCAGGUCAACGACAAGGCUGUACGGCUACUGGAUGUUGAUACACAGGAAGAGUUGGAGAACUUCCCCCUGCCUACGGUCCACCACUGCCAGACAGUGUUGAAUCAGACCAGGUAUCCAUCUGUCCUACUGCUGGUGUGUCAAGACACUGAACAGCACAGACCUGACAUACACUUCUUCCACUGUGACGAGGUCGAGGCAGAGAUGGUCCAUGCAGACAUCGACAGUGCCCUGGGUGACAACAAACAUGGGAAGAAGAUGCGACCACAGACCUUGAAGGUGAACCAGGAGAGGAUGAAGCGCCACAGAGAGACUAUCAUCCCCCCCUCCUCGGCCCCUAAGGGCCCGACCCCAGGAGGCCGUGUGGCUGCCAUGAACAUGCAGGACGUGGAAAGACGAGGCUCCGCACAGCAGGACCCAGAGUCCCAUGAAAAGCUGGCCCAGCGUAUUGAGAAGGACGUGCAAAUCCUGAACUGUUCCCUGGAUGACAUUGAGGUCUUUGUGGCUCGGCUGCAGAAGGCUGCGGAGGCGUUCUCUCAGCUCAACCAGCGCAACAAGAGUAAGAAGAGUAAGAAGAAAGGCCCAGCAGACGGCAUGCUGACCCUGAGAGCGAAGCCCCCCUCCGAGGCAGAGUUCAUUGAUAGCCUACAGAAACUGAAGUUGGCCUUCAACCUGCUGGCCAAACUUAAGAAGCACAUCCAGAACCCCAGUGCUUCUGAGCUGGUGCACUUCCUGUUUGGCCCCCUGGAGUUGGUUCUCCAGUCCUGUGGUAGUCCAGAGCUACCCCGCUCGGUGGUCUCCCCUCACCUGUCGAGAGAUGCAGUAGACUUCCUGAGAGGUCACCUGACGCCUAAAGAGAUGACCAUCUUUGAACUGCUGGGAGACGGGUGGACACGACCUAGAGCGGACUGGCUGCGGGACCACUGUGCUCCUACAUACUUCCCUAAAUUCAGGAAUGGGUGGGAGCCCCCAGCUGAGCUGUUCAGGACCUCCCCGUGGGAGACAGAGGGAUCAGGGGAACCUCCCAGGUCCCCCAUAUCCAACCUCCUGUCCCCCUACAAGUCAGACGAGAUGUUUGGAACCCAGUCUUUAAACUCAUCGAAUGGGUCCAACAAUGGGCUGACCUCCUCGUCCCGUAAAUAUGCCAAGAUCCGCUACCACUUUGUGGCCCGCAAUGCCAACGAACUGUCAGUACUGCAGGACGAGGUGCUGGAGGUGAUAGAGGACGAUAAACAGUGGUGGAAACUGAGGAACAGGAGUGGCCAAUCAGGAUACGUCCCCUACAACGUCCUGGAUGUGGUCAAACUAGAGGAACCACACGGCAUGGCUGAACCUCUCUAUAGCCAGCCCUACAGCCCUACCUCUCCCUCCAGCUCUCUAGGUAGAGGGGAGAGCUUUGACAUGGGCCGCUUCAAAGAAUCUCGGACACACCAGAUGGAUGAGGUGAAUGAUGAGUUGUUGAAGAGGAUCACUACUAAUAAGUCCAAUCCUCCGGGCCGUAACUUCAGGGUAGAGCGCCCCUCAGACAGCAGCUCCUCUCCUCCUCUCACCUUAGACUCCAGCCCACCGCAGGUCACCGCCUGGCUCAAUGCCAAGGGAUUCUCUAAACCGACGGUGGAGUGCCUGGGGAACCUUACGGGCGCUCAGCUCUUCUCUCUGAACAAGGAGGAACUGAAGGCAGUGUGUGGAGACGAGGGAGCCAGGGUGUACAGCCAGACCACCGUGCAGAAAGCCCAGCUAGAGAAGAACAAUGGGAAUUCAGAGCUCCAAGAGAUUAUGAGACGACGACAAGAGAAGAUCGAUGCCGGCAUGGACUAAUCUGAGCAUGCUCAAUGACUGUCAACCAAUCACAGCUCAGCAUGGCUGGUCACCAUAACAACCCUCUCCAGUAGCAACCAACCAGAAGCCUUCCCCUCGCACAGUGCCCACCCUUUCACCAACUUCUUUUUAUCAGACAAUCGACAGUUAACAUUGGCAUUUCAUAUAAAUGUUAUAUACAUUUUUUUAAUUUACAUAUUUAUUUUUCAUCUUAGUGAAUGUGUAUGUUUACCUUUUUCUUCAAUGUAAGUAUGUCUAGUAAUUAUGACUAUUGCUUUUUGAUGCUUUGCCUGACAAUGUUUCUAUCUUUGUAUAGUGGUGAGGGACCAUAUUAAUUUACAGGUAUAGUGGUGAGGGACCAUAUUAAUUUACAGGUAUAGUGGUGAGAGAGAUAGUUUGUGCAUCUGUGUGUGUGUGUGUGUGUGAGUGCGUAUGUGACUGACGGCUGCUGUAUGUGACUGACGGCUGUAUGUGACUGACGGCUGUAUGUGAUUGACGGCUGCUGUAUGUGAUUGACGGCUGUAUGUGAUUGACGGCUGUAUGUGACUGAUGGCUGUAUGUGACUGACGGCUGUAUGUGAUGACGGCUGUAUGUGAUGACGGCUGUAUGUGAUGACGGCUGUAUGUGAUUGACGGCUGUAUGUGAUUGACGGCUGUAUGUGACUGACGGCUGUAUGUGAUUGACGGCUGUAUGUGAUUGACGGCUGUAUGUGAUUACGGCUGUAUGUGAUUGACGGCUGUAUGUGAUUGACGGCUGCUGUAUGUGAUUGACGGCUGUAUGUGAUGAAGGCUGUAUGUGACUGACGGCUGUAUGUGAUGACGGCUGUAUGUGAUGACGGCUGUAUGUGAUGACGGCUGUAUGUGAUUGACGGCUGUAUGUGAUGACGGCUGUAUGUGAUUGACGGCUGUAUGUGAUUACGGCUGUAUGUGAUUGACGGCUGUAUGUGACUGAUGGCUGUAUGUGACUGACGGCUGUAUGUGAUGACGGCUGUAUGUGAUGACGGCUGUAUGUGAUGACGGCUGUAUGUGAUUGACGGCUGUAUGUGAUUACGGCUGUAUGUGAUUGACGGCUGUAUGUGAUUGACGGCUGCUGUAUGUGAUUGACGGCUGUAUGUGAUGAAGGCUGUAUGUGACUGACGGCUGCUGUAUGUGAUGACUGCUGUAUGUGAUUGACGGCUGUAUGUGAUGACGGCUGUAUGUGAUUGACGGCUGUAUGUGAUUGACGGCUGUAUGUGAUGGCUGCUGUA
Messenger RNA from Oncorhynchus nerka (sockeye salmon), 3754 nucleotides. It is a transcript of the gene eps8l2, whose product is annotated as EPS8 signaling adaptor L2. Gene Ontology annotation, cellular component: plasma membrane; ruffle membrane; vesicle. The record is from RefSeq and is a predicted model, not a curated record. Gene Ontology annotation, biological process: Rho protein signal transduction; positive regulation of ruffle assembly; regulation of Rho protein signal transduction. The transcript has 21 exons. Gene Ontology annotation, molecular function: actin binding. NCBI's taxonomy places the organism in Eukaryota, Metazoa, Chordata, Actinopteri, Salmoniformes, Salmonidae. The coding region runs from base 436 to 2508 and encodes 690 amino acids.